CCGACCACCCCCUUCCCCUCCCCCUUCCGCCGGACAUCCCCUCCACUAGCCCGACUACUGCAGCGCGCCGGACCCGCGCCCGCUGCAGCCCACCAUGGCGUCCCCCAUCUCGGCUUUCAUCGACAUCAACAGCACUUUCGGAGCCCUCUUCAUAGGCUUUGGCGCGUCCUCCCUCGCGUUCGGAGUUCUAUGCAUGCAGGCCUACAGCUACUUCAGACGGUACCCGUCUGACGUCUGGUGGUACAAGUGUCUCGUUGCCGCGUUGUGGAUACUAGAGCUUGUUGAUCAAGCACUUAUUGGGCACGCGGUGUAUUUCUAUGUUGUCACUGAAUGGGGGCAGCUUCUGGCCCUCCUAGAGGGGCCCAAAUGGUCGUUGAUAGUCCAAGUCACCGUCGGCGCUGUUGUGGGUGCCAUCGUAAAACUGUGCUUCGGCCUGCGCGUAUGGAGGUUCAGCAAGCACAACGUACCCGUAACGAUGCUCAUCAUGCUCGGCACCCUAGCGCAACUGGCGGCGGCCUUCGUGUUCACCGUCAGGGCUUUCCACAUUCCCUCUAUCGCUCGCGUGGGCGACCUCAAGCUUGUGGGGAGUAUCGCAAUCGGACUGGGCAUGGCCACAGACGUCAUCACUGCCGCGUCGCUCUGCUUCUUCCUGCGCGGGCUUAAGACCGGAUAUCAGAGGGACGACUCGAUCGUGAACACGCUCACGCUGUACGCCAUCAACACCGGCGUGAUUACCAGUGCGAUCAGUUUGAGCACCCUGAUCUUGUACGACCUGAUGCCGACGAACUUCAUCUUCAUGGCGUUCUACUUCGUUCUCAGCAAGGUGUACGCGAACUCGUUCUUCGCCGCGCUCAACACGCGCCGCUCGAUCCGCGGGCGCGGCACAGAGGGCGAGCACACGACUGUGCCGACCUUCCUCAUGAUCGGCCAGACGACGAAGCAGGAGGUGCACGUCGACCCCGUCUACUCGGCCGUCCGCGCGGGCACGCAGCUCGACCUUCCAUCCGCUUCUCGGGCCGCGAACGGAUCGGACGACUUCCUCGACAUGGCUGGGGACAUGAAGCAGCAGCAACAGCACACGGUGUCGAACCGCUCGUACGGACAUAGCGAGUAUUCGCCGAGGAUCGAGGUACCUCGGGAGCCGCCUGUAGCAGCGAUGCCUCCGACGCACUACGGACAGGCGUGGUGAACGCGCAUCGACCCCUCCCCCGCCUCUAACCCUGCUUGGGGACUUCGUCCGCGAGCAUCCCCCGGUGAAGCUCGUUCAAAACCGGAACACAGCAUCGACCGCACGGUCCCUCUGCAGCCUACAACUCUGAACCACUAUCAACGCCUCCGCGCCCCUGUAUCAACAUAGCCCGUCUGUCCAUAGUAUCAAUAUCUGCCCAUCCGCUGCACGCUGCACGCACAUCGGACGUUCUCGUCGUCCUCGCACACCCGCACACUACACUCCUUCAUUCCUGUAUCAAAAAUUUCCCGGCCGCCUGGCGAACGUCCCGGCGCUCUGCUUUGCGUCAAGGCAUGGCGAAGCACCGUCCCGGCGCGUGGCGUUCGUUGUAGCGGUAGGGGCGUUCGAGGCACGCUAUGCCUCGCGGCGGGCGCCGCGACCUGCUGUCCAUAGUCCUGUAGCUGCCCUCCGGCGAAGCCCUUUCUUCGUUUCCUCUGGUCUCCACGUCGUCUUGUCUUACCCCGUCGCUCUUUGUUCUGUCGCGCUCUUCGUUCUUCGUUCCCCGCUCUUUCCUUCUCUGCGCCUGCUCGUGAGGGGCCGCGCCCGCUACUUCGUACGCACUACUCCCCAGCUUUCUUGGAAGUGUAAUCCUAGACGCCU
This is a messenger RNA of Trametes versicolor FP-101664 SS1, 1828 nucleotides long. RefSeq lists its product as uncharacterized. The coding region runs from base 95 to 1189 and encodes 364 amino acids. The record is from RefSeq and is a predicted model, not a curated record. NCBI's taxonomy places the organism in Eukaryota, Fungi, Basidiomycota, Agaricomycetes, Polyporales, Polyporaceae. The transcript is spliced from 20 exons.